Messenger RNA from Rotaria sp. Silwood2, 1092 nucleotides. The record is from the annotation of a GenBank genome assembly. NCBI's taxonomy places the organism in Eukaryota, Metazoa, Rotifera, Eurotatoria, Philodinida, Philodinidae.
AUGCCUGAACCACGUUCUACUGAUGUACAAGAAGCUGAACUUAUUCAACAUGUUUUUUAUGGCAAUUUGAAUAAUUUACCUAAUCUAGCUUCAAAAAUUGUACGUAUUUUCACCUCAUCAACAUUUACAGAUACAAGUAUGGAACGUAAUUCACUUAUGCAACAUACAUAUCCAAAACUUAAAGAAUAUUGUCGAGAAAAACAUGGUCUAGAAUUUCAAGUAGUUGAUAUGCGUUGGGGUGUACGUGAUGAAGCAACAGAUGAUCAUAAAACAACUGAAUUAUGUAUGCAAGAAAUUGAUAAUUGUCAACGAGUUUCAGUUGGACCAAAUUUUGUGGUAUUUCUUGGUCAAAAGUAUGGUUAUCGUCCUUUACCCACGAAAAUUGAAGAAGCUGAAUUUCGUAUGAUUUUAUCUGUAUCAAGUUCUGAAGAUGCUCGAUUACUUAAUCAAUGGUAUAAACUUGAUUCAAAUAAUAUUCCAAGCUUAUUUUGUUUGCAACCAGUUAGUUCAAUUUUUAUUAAUUUUACUAAUAAAGCUCAUCCUCGUCUUAUGGAAGAAGAUCAAAGUCAAUGGUGGGAAACUAUGGGUAAACUUAAUCGAGCAGUACGUAUUGCUGCUUUAGAACUUUUAAAUCAAGCUAAAUUUACAGCACAAGAUAAUCAUCGAUAUAAUUGGUCAGUUACUGAACAAGAAGUUGUUCGAGGAAUAUUAAAUGCUAAAGAUAGAAUCGACCAUACAUUAGCGUUUUUUCGUCAUAUUGAAAAUAUUAAUAUUAGUUUAUUACGGCAUUCAAUGAAAUUUAUUGAUAUUGCAUCAAAAAAAAUUGAUGAAGAAGCCCAACGUAUGUUAUCUGAUUUACGUGAUGUUCGUGUACCAGCAACAUUACCUGAAUCAAGCAUAAUUCGAUAUACAGUUGAAUGGUCAGAUGAAGAUGGUUUAAAUAAAACUGUUCAUGCCGAAUAUUUACAAAAUUUUAUUGAUAAAUUUUAUCAACGAAUUGUAGAUUUAAUUGAUUGUGGCGUUGGACAACAAAAAAGUUUAGCAACUAAUCGGUAUCAAUUAAAAUUUUGUUAUCAAAUAUUAAUCUUAUAG